GCCUGCUUACAGAUGUCGCCGCCCGCAGCCCAGACCGUGCUCCUGGCCGUGCUGGCCGCCGCGGUGCUCGUCGUGCUGGCCGCGCCCGCGCAGGGCUACCCGCUGCAGCUGCGCGCCGCGCGCCGCAGUGCGCGCUCCGUGCGGAGCCCCACCUACUACCCGGACAUGUACGUCCCUUUGCGGUCCCCGGCCACGUCCUACCUGUACCCGGACGACUACCCGGAAGAGGACGAGGACUACGGGCAGGAGCAGUGGUUCGACGUGGCGGCCUCGGACCCCGCGGCCAACGCCGCCUUCCUGCAGAACCUCAUGGAGGCCAACAAGUACGGCGAGCGGCUGGAGCGGCUCGGCUUCCCGGCCGGCGUACCGCCGUACCCGGCGCGCUACGUCGACCCGCGGUACCGGGACAGCGACGACUACGUCUUCGGCUCCGUCAACUCCGGCACGACGACCGGCGCGGGCGCGGCCCGCGGAGAGUAUGAGCGGCCGGCCGUGCCCGCCGCCUACGGCCGCUACCAGUACCACGUCGAUCAGCAGGACGAGGACGAGGACGAACGCCAGCUGCACGCCCUGGCCAAGAAGUCCCGCUCGGACGAGCAGCGGCUCCAGGACCUCGAGGGUCAGGCGCAGGCGGAGGCGCAAGCCCUGCUGGCCAUGGCGCUCGGCCGGCAGCGCGAGGAGCAGGCGCGGCGCGAGGCCAACCAGCGCGCCGAGGAGUUCACCGGGGACGCCAACGUGCUCGCCGACCUGGACCAGGGCUUGGAGCGGCUGUUCGCCAAGAGCGGCAUCACCAACGUGUACCGCGACCAGGACGAGCCGAAGCCGUGGAACGGGCGCGACCCCGUCUGGAACGUGAGUGGUCGGCGCGGGCUGCAGCAGCAGCAACCACAGCAGCAGCAGCAGUAUAGCAGCGUGUUCAGGAGUAACGCUCACAUCGCACCCGCCACCCGACAGGGCUACUACAUGGGCAACGCGGCGGAGGACACGAUGCCGCAACGGCCGACCCGCAGCCAGGGCGCCGCACAGCAGCCCCUGCAGGCCCCGGCCACGGUCGACGCCCCCGUCCCGGCCACCAGAGCGCCCUCCGCCGCCUCCAGCACGCGCCACGCCGCCGCGCCCACCGCGGUCCCGGCCACCACCUCGACCACGACCACCACGACCUCGGCGCCGACCCCCGCCCCGAUGAAGAGGAUGCUGUCCGCCGGCCAGAUGAGCGGCCAGCCCGAGGUGGCGCUGCUGCGGCCCGCAACGCCCCGCGCCGGGCCCCGCGCCGCCCAGCGCGUCCAACGCGCGCAUCAGGGCGGCGUCGACGAGAUCAGGAGCCUGCUCCGCGUCCAGGACACCAUGGGGGCGCGCGCGCACUCGGACCUGCUGUCGUUGCUGCCCAGCAUCAGCAAGCGGAGCGCCCCCGUCGUCUCUGACGAGGGCUCGCUGGUGGACGAGCUCAACGCCCUCAAAAAGAAGUCGGACUGAGCCAGCGGCACGGCCGCGGCGCGAGACAGUCCCCGGGCCUUUCACUUCCAAUCAGUGAGAAGAUAUGGCUUUCAAUAAUUUCCUUUGGCGCCCACCCAAAAAAGGUCUCCUUUCUCUCUUUUUCUCGGGCUGGUGGACGAGCAGAGUCAUGGGCCGUUUGACCGCCGAACAGGGUUCCGGCCAGCAAAAGAGUAUUGUCAAAUCUAGUAGAAUUUUAGGAGAGUGUCCUGCCUCUUAUCCGAUGAUGGUAGCGAGUAUUGGCGCCAACCGCACGUCACCGGUGGACUCCACGACACUAACGCUGGGCCGCUUUGUUUCGCCACGAGAAAGAAUGUCUUCCCCGUUUCUCGUGCGUCCGAACUAUUUUGGUGGUUUCGAAAUGAUUACUUAGAAGUACGUAGUUGACUGAUUACUGAUUGAACUCGGACAGGUAAUUAUCUCAUGCAAAGCAUACGGCAGCAAUAACAGUUAUAGACCGGCUUGUGAAUCACAAUACAGGGAGACAGAGAAAAGCUUUUGGUUGCGUGUAAAUAACUAUACGCUUUACUGUCCCUAUUCUUCCCUUCUUCCUAUAAGUUUGAAGAACAUGACUGAUUAGAUGUGAUGAUCAUGGGAGAGGCCUUGUCUUCACAACCUGUUUUUCUAUUGUUCCUUACUUUCAGUCCAUUUUCAUGCGAGCACGUAAGCGGGUCUGUUUUAAUAACAAGUCACUUAUACCGGGUGCGAAGCGAAUUCCCUCGAUGAAUUUCACUUUUAUUUUAUGCCCAGUCCGCUUUCAAUGGCUUCUGAGGACUUCAUUUUUUUCUCGUUUCUUCAUACAUAUCCUUUCGUGCGUGUUCGUCGGCUGGCGUUGUUGGCAAUUCUAUAGCCCAUCCGAGUUUCUGACGCCAACUCGAACCACGACUAUUAGGAAGUACACAUAUUUAUGCAGAAAUUACUUGUUGUUCUUUAUAUAUUACGACACUAUUCAAGUACGAUAAAAAAAACGUUAGUAGUGUUAGCAUCGUGCUAUACAUAGAUCGUUAUCGUCAGCUCGAGCCAUAGUUGUGACGAAUGCUAAAAUACAUGCUUUCGAAGAACAGCAUAUCAUACGUACAAAUAAAAGUGUGUGUGGGGGGGGGGAGUUGUGGGGUGAGUGAGUGAGUGGGUGAGUGAGUGAGUGAGUGAGUGAGUGAGUGAGUGAGUGAGUGAGUGAGUGAGUGAGUGAGUGAGUGAGUGAGUGAGUGAGUAUACGCUUUCUCCACGAACGUAUACUCCUGGUUGGUACGUACGGUUCUGCUUGCGCACUGAAAAAUAAUACUGUUGUGCUAUGCUAAGGACAGCUGGAACACCCUCAACAGAAAUCUGUCCUUCGAUUGGUCACAAGAACAUUCUGUUGCGACCCGUGUGACACCGCCUUAGCAUGGUAGCUGGCUCAAGAAGAUUUUUUUGUGGGAUAAAGGGCCGUGUCACACAGUUAUCAACAAAAUGUUCGCAAACAAGCACCAUUUCUUUUCAGUGCGCUGGAGAUGCACCAAUUUGGAGUUUUGAUUGUGUGACUAUUUAGCGCACUUCCAUUUGCGUGACUUUCUUCACACACUUUUAUUUGUAGCGAAAACAGGGCACUCCGUUUUUAUCAAGAAUUCUGUUAAAAUUUUCGCAUUUUGUGGUUCCAGUUUAGUUCAAAAUUCUUGUAUUCUUUCAAAAUUUUGAAAAGAAAAAAAGACUGCUCUUUUCCUUUCGUUUUCCAACUGUAUCUAGAGAUACAAGGCCUGGCAGAUGGGUAUGUUUAUCCGUUGCUAAAUAGGAGAGCGUUACCUGAUAUUCAGUAGAGUUGACCAGUUAUGCUUGCCAAAGCCCCCUGCGGGGGUAUAUCUUGACAAUGACUGUGACGAGAGUUGGUAGUUUGUCCAUGCAGUGAGCGUAAUAUUAUCAUAAUUACCUCUCGGAUACUACGUAUUAUGUUAAAUAUUUCUUUCUGUUAGUAUUAUUUGUAAUAUAAUAACUUAAGUCUUAUCAGUAUUCCUGUUGACACGUCGGAAUGAAACGACUGGAGAUGAAACUGUUGCCUGAAUUAGUUGUUCUUCUCCUUUAGAAAGUUUAAAGGUGUUGAUGUCAAUUGUACCUAAUUCUCCACCAGGAAAGUUAGAUGAUGUCAAUUGUAUACUUUCAAAAGUGAUUAUGGAGUAAAUAUGUGAAUGAUAACUUAGACCCUGAAGGGGAAGAAAAUUGACUUGUAAAAUUAAAAAUUACCAUAAGCCUCUAAUCCUUACCGACAACGAAGCUUAAAUGUGUUCGUAGCUGAAUAUUAAUGUUUCUCCCCGUUUCAAUUUGAUGAGGAAAAUGUUGUGCCAUAUUAAUAAUGCAUCUUCUCUAAUUGAUAAUUCUUCACUUCAGAUUACAGCUGCGCAUUAUGAAAAUUUUUAAUAUUUAUUGUUCCCCUCGUAUGCACGAUAAACUGCAUCGUGGUAACUAUCCAUAUCAGCCUAUAUUGACUUGACGCUUUGUCUUAGUGGCCUGUUGCUCACCCAGCCGUGCCUCCUGAAAAUGCAUUCAAUACUUGGCCUACAUUCUGGAACUAAUUAUUUCAUAAGUAAAACAUAAGUAACAAGAAGCCCUAAAUUAAGCGCAAGAACGCGUACACGCAUGCGGCGCUAACGAAUUCAUUCAUUUGUAUGUACAUUUUAAGUAAAACUCGAAGUUAGUCUGAUAUUAAUCAUGCAUAUCAUGUACAAUUUUAUGCAAAAAAAUGUACGUUUAAAUGAGUGUUUUAUCUCAAAGUUGCUACCGCGCUUAACUUAGGGCAUCAGUGAACACAAUUACAGUGUCCAUCCAAUAUGUGAAUCUCUCUUCGCCGAUUUUCACAAGACAAGCUUUACCUCUUUUGUUAGUGCAUAUAUAAAUAUGAACUUAAUGACAGCUUUGAAACGUGUUCAGUGCAUUUUUAUUACGUUUUUAAACGGCUGCGAUACGGGAAUGGCGGAGACUGACUACCCUGCGAAGGAAGGUCGAUGUAGUUGGUGCACUGUCGCCUAUGUGAUGAGGUGACUUUAUUCUUAACGUAGUUGUUAUGGGUGACGUUGGUCGCGGACUGCUGAUAGAAUAGAAGACAUGGGUUGUUGGUUGUGUUAUGUGGGUCGAAUUUGUGAUGUCAUGAAACAAUAAAGACAGUCAAGCUUGUGCGGAGCGGCUUGUCACUUAUAUUUUCUCUGCGAGCUCUUUUUUCGUUGAAAUUUGUGCAAAAGUUUUCGAAAAUGUGUACAUAAAACUUCUCAUUCCUCCGCUUAUAUGUUUUAUACCUACAAUGUAUAUACGUAUAUUUUCAUAUAUCUACAGCAUCUAGGUUAGAGCACAACUUGUAAAUACAUAUUCUUGUCUUUUCUCCUUCUGUGUGAUAUAUAAUCUAAUCAAUAGUAAUAAAUAACAAUAAAGUGUAUGCAAAAUAGUGA
Messenger RNA from Frankliniella occidentalis (western flower thrips), 4901 nucleotides. RefSeq lists its product as uncharacterized. NCBI's taxonomy places the organism in Eukaryota, Metazoa, Arthropoda, Insecta, Thysanoptera, Thripidae. The transcript has 3 exons. The coding region runs from base 13 to 1473 and encodes 486 amino acids. The record is from RefSeq and is a predicted model, not a curated record.